AUGAACCGGGCGUCGACCUCGGUCUCGAUCACGGACCCCUUUGUCAAAUACACUUCCCUGAUCGCCACAGGCGUCUACAGCCCAGAUGCGGCCCAGUACCGCCUCGCUCACCACCUUCAGAAGGUGUACCUGAGACUGAAAGACUACACUCCUUCGCACCAAUACCGGAGCAGGUUACAGCAGAUAGCCAAGGCUGUGGGGACGCCUCAGGAGAGCGACGGGACAGAGCUCGCUUCUCCGACGCACCCUAUCCGCCGCAAUCCGCUGUUUGCUCCUUUCUUUCAAAAGCCGGAUGGAAGAAGGGACAGUUUGGCCUUGAUAAGGGUCUUGACGAGUCAUCAGGCCGCCCUCCAAGUCGAUGCUCCGAGAGGACUGUUUCUUUCAGGGGAAGUGGGCACAGGCAAGUCGAUGCUCCUCGACCUCCUGGCCGAUGGUCUGCCGACCCGCCACAAGAAGAGGUGGCAUUAUAACACUUUCAUGCUCCAUGUUUUCUCUAGGUUGGAAGAGUUCCGAAAAUCUCGUCCCAGUCUCUCGGCAGAGAGCCCCGAAUAUUCCCUACUAUGGUUGGCCGAAGAGCUGGUCAAGACAUCUCCUAUCCUUUUCCUCGACGAAUUCCAACUCCCGGAUAGGGCGGCGAGCAAGAUCAUGAGUAACUUCUUCGUUGUAUUCUUCCAGCUCGGAGGGGUCCUGAUUGCAUCGUCAAAUAGGAUGCCUGAAGAGCUCGAGAAGGCAAUAGGCGGUUCCUACUCACCACCUGCCACUGGUGGCUUGGUCGAGAGAGUGCUCCGUCUUGGCAAGAGCCGGUUUGGUGGUGAGCUGUUUGGCCAAACCAGUGAUUUUGCCGCCUUCCUAGAAGUUCUCAAGGCCCGGUGUGACUUCUGGCACAUGGAGAGCACCCAGGACUGGCGAAGGACGGAGAACCGCAAGGCCAUGUUGACCGAGGCAGCUUCUUCCGCCGAUCCAGUCGCAGGAGCGUAUCCCCAAGUGGAGAACGAUCGUCUUGCAGCGCGAGACGGGGCCAAAGGGGUCGAGGAGGAACACGAGCGAGGUCCUCAAAUGCCGGCCAUGUAUUUCUUGUCGGCCAAUGGCGAACACCUAAUGGCCGAUGCACCGCGGCGUAUUGCCGAUUCCUCUCAGAGCAACGCUGGUAUUCGAGAUAGGGGUUGGGAACCGGCUACGUUGAUAGUAUAUGGGAGGAAGCUAGUUGUCCCUCGACAACGUGAUGGUAUCUCGUCUUGGAAGCUUGCAGAGCUAGUCAGCUCUUUGGGACCCGCCGACUUUGUCACCCUGGCAUCAAACUACCAUACUUUCAUUAUCGACGAGGUUCCUGUACUCACCAUUUCCAUGAAGAACGAGGCCCGGCGCUUCAUCACCCUGCUGGACGCGCUGUACGAAUCACGGUGCAAACUGGUCAUUCGCGCAGAGGCUGGUCCUGACGACUUAUUCUUCCCGGAGAUGCGAACUCGAUUGGUGGCACCCGAUACGGCUCAGCAAACGGCAGCUGACCAAGACGAGGGUGCCGACGCAACGUAUUCUGAGACGAUUGCUGAAGUCUACCAGGACCAGGUAUCGCCCUUCCGCCCCAAUGUCUCCGCGUACACAGAGUCGACGAGCUCAAAAUACGACCCGGACCAAGAUUCCGACUUUGGGAAGGAGCAGGAGAGGAAGGUCGAUUUUAACAGAGCCAGCGCUUUUACCGGGGAGGACGAGCGAUUCGCGUACAAGCGAGCGACGAGUCGGCUGUGGGAGCUUUGCAGUGCGCAGUGGCAUGCGCGGACGGGAGAUUGGUGGCAGCCCCUACCGAAGGAAGCCAGGCAUUGGGAAGGUACGGAGCCGGCUGCACCGCACUCUACCCGAUUAUCGAGAGCCCUCCGGAGUGAGAUCACUAUGGGGGAGUCGGUGGAGCUUGAGGAGCCUGCGGGCUUAGAAAGAAUCAGGGUUCUCGAGUUGAAAGGAGGCGAGCAGUAG
Chaetomium strumarium is the source of this 1968-nucleotide messenger RNA. Its product is annotated as AFG1-like ATPase-domain-containing protein. Bases 1 to 1968 code for a protein of 655 amino acids. The transcript has a single exon. Gene Ontology annotation, cellular component: mitochondrion; cytoplasm. The record is from RefSeq and is a predicted model, not a curated record. Lineage: Eukaryota; Fungi; Ascomycota; Sordariomycetes; Sordariales; Chaetomiaceae. Gene Ontology annotation, molecular function: ATP hydrolysis activity; ATP binding.